Messenger RNA from Naegleria lovaniensis, 948 nucleotides. RefSeq lists its product as uncharacterized. The record is from RefSeq and is a predicted model, not a curated record. NCBI's taxonomy places the organism in Eukaryota, Heterolobosea, Eutetramitea, Acrasida, Naegleriidae. Gene Ontology annotation, molecular function: protein binding. The transcript has 2 exons. Bases 1 to 948 code for a protein of 315 amino acids.
AUGAUCAAGCAACACCAACAGAAUCCAUUACAUUUGAAUUCAUAUCGUCUCAAAUAUGAACCAAAGGAGCAAGACAUUCCUUGCAUCAUCCGAGAGGUUCUUUUCGCUCCCCCAUGUCCGAAUGAAGAAAUUGCAAAAUUAAUUGAAGUUGCGAUGAACUAUCAUAAUUCGAGUUUAUAUCAACAAGCUAUUGAUGGCUACAUUCGAGCUCAAAAUUUAUGGAUCGAAUACGAGUACAUUAGACGAAAAAAAGAGUUGAUUGAUUUGAGAAUGGAAGAUUUUGUAGAAAUUUCGAAAAAUUUGGAUCUUACCGAACAGAACGAGAGACGAUUGGCUUUGGAGAAAGAUAUUGAGGAGGAAUUAAAAGAUAGUAUGAUGCAUAAAGAUUUCUUGAGUCCUCAAGUAUUGGUAUAUUUCAGGUGUGCCAUUGGGCUCGUUUACCAAAGUUUAGGUAACGACGAUUUAGCUAUUAGCGAAUUUAUGGAGGCCAAAAAGUUUGCUGCAAAUAUGAACAAUUGUGACUCUGCCAUCCCGUACAGUUGUGUUGGUAGCGUAUUUUACCAUGUUGGACAAUUCUUGUUAGCAAACAAGUACUUUACUAAGGCUUUGGAAAUAAGGCGUGCCUUGGUUGGAGAAAAUAAUGUAGACACAGCAGUCUCAAUUGUUAAUGUGGCAUGCAGCCAACAAUGCCUUGGGGAAUUUCAAAAUGCCAAUGAUCUGUAUUUACAAGGAAUGAAAGUUCUCCGAGAAAAACUUGGUCACACACAUCCUAGAACGGAAACAGCCACACGAAAUUAUAAUAGAUUUAAAGAUAACUUUCUAAAGCACUGUAGCUUUGAUGCUAUUCUCACUACACCCUACCAACCGCUCGAAAUACCCAUCUUUAAAGUUUCGAAAUCGGAGCCUGAAAAGAAAGCAAGUGGCAAAAAAUCAAAGAAAAAGAAAUAA